CCGCCGCCCGUUGCCAUGGCAACUGCAUCUACAGGAGGAUUGGCUUCCUCUCACUUCUAUGAUUAUGGUAGUUCCAAGACAUCAGACAGAAGCAAUGGCUCCCUCUACACCUCUCUGUUUUCUGAUGAACUCUAUACAGCACCUCAAGAUUCCUCUUAUUUCACCGGAAAUCUUUCCAGGGAGGACAGUCAUGUUACCCCUUCAGAGAGCACUGAGGGAAUUCAUGCCCAAGGUGGGCUGUUUAGCUCUGAUUCAGGAAUAGAGAUGACCCCAGCAGAAUCCACUGAUGUCAACAAGAUUUUAGCUGAUCCAGUGGAACAGAUGAAAUCGGAAUCCUACAAGUACAUGGACAUCAGUAGAUCAGAAGAGAUUAAAUACCAAGAGAGCUGUGACACAGUCAAGGAAGAUGUGAGUCCUUUCAGCUUGAUUAAUAAAGGCAUGGAGGACAAGAUUGGAGCAAAAGGGACAUCAUUUGGUGAAAAACAUGAGACUAAAGAGGGCUCGUCUUUUCUACUGGACCACCAGUAUAGCCCCUCAGAAACAUCACAAGUCAAGAUUACACUGACAGAGAUAGAAACUAUGGAGGUGCCUGUAUCAAAGGAGAAAACUCCUGAAAAACAAGAAGCUGGUCUCAAACCAAGCCAUGAAAUAGUUCCUACAGUGACAGUAUCUGAGCCAGAAGAUGACAGCCCAGGCUCAAUUACACCACCUUCUUCAGGAACAGAACCAUCUGGUUCUGAGUCUCAAGGUAAGGGCAGCCUUUCUGAAGAUGAACUUAUUAAUGCCAUUAAAGAAGCAAAGGGCUUCCCAUUUAAGCAUCCUGAAGGCCAUGGACCACAAACUGUUGUACCAGAAAAACAAGAUAAGAAAAACAAGUUGACAGAAUUUCCAGCAGGAAGUGCUCCCUUGGAUAAUGAAGCAAGCAGUGCUGAAUCUGGUGAUUCUGAAAUAGAAUUGGUGUCAGAAGACCCCCUAGCUGCCGAAGAAGUUCUCCAUUCCAACUACAUGACCUUCAGUCAUGGUGGAGGUCCUCCACCUUCCCCAGCCUCUCCUUCAAUACAGUAUAGCAUCCUGAGGGAAGAACGUGAAGCUGAACUGGACAGUGAGCUCAUAAUUGAAUCAUGUGAUGCUUCGUCAGCCUCUGAGGAGAGCCCUAAGCGGGAGCAUGACUCUCCCUUAAUGAAACCAAUUAUUAUGGACAUUAUCCAAGAAGAAAAUCACACUAGGAAUGAAGGCACCAGGGCUUCGGAUUACAAUUUAAGUGGCUCCAAGGAAAGCAGAAUGAACAGGGAAAAUCUAGCAGAUUCAGCCUCCUACUUGAAGUGUUCCUUUCCCACAUCUAAAGUGCAUGUUGAUACCAUGUCUUCAUCUACCAUCAGUAGUGAAGAUAUAAAGGACAAAGUAGCUCAGAAGAAAUCAGUUGAAGUGGCAGCGACUGCUUCUGGAAACAAAUCACCAUCCAAGGAUUCAUUGACAAGAAGCCCCUGGCCUUCACCACCACUGCCAUUUUUAAAUAAGCAAAAAGCUAUUGAUCUCUUAUACUGGCGUGACAUCAAGCAAACUGGGAUCAUGUUUGGAAGCAUCCUGCUGUUAUUGUUCUCCCUAACCCAGUUCAGUGUUGUCAGUGUAAUUGCUUACUUGGCAUUAGCAGCUCUCUCGGCCACCAUCAGCUUCAGAAUCUACAAAUCAGUGCUACAGGCUGUGCAAAAAACUGAUGAAGGACACCCAUUCAAAAACUACUUGGAAAUGGAAAUGUCUCUCUCCCAGGAACAGAUUCAAAAAUACACAGACUGCCUCCAAUCCUAUGUGAACAGCACAGUCAAAGAGCUUAGGCGGCUUUUUCUGGUCCAGGAUCUGGUAGAUUCCUUAAAGUUUGCAGUACUAAUGUGGUUGUUGACUUACGUUGGAGCUCUCUUCAAUGGCCUAACUCUCCUGAUAAUGGCUGUGGUUUCAAUGUUUACUCUACCUGUGGUAUAUGACAAGUAUCAGGCACAGAUUGAUCAAUACUUGGGGCUUGUGAGGACCCACAUAAAUACCGUUGUGGCAAAAAUUCAAGCAAAAAUCCCAGGCGCUAAGAGGAAGGCUGAAUAA
Messenger RNA from Protobothrops mucrosquamatus (brown spotted pit viper), 2091 nucleotides. RefSeq names its product reticulon 1 (gene RTN1). Gene Ontology annotation, biological process: neuron differentiation; brain development; endoplasmic reticulum tubular network formation. The transcript has 9 exons. The record is from RefSeq and is a predicted model, not a curated record. The coding region runs from base 16 to 2091 and encodes 691 amino acids. Gene Ontology annotation, cellular component: postsynaptic density; neuron projection. Lineage: Eukaryota; Metazoa; Chordata; Lepidosauria; Squamata; Viperidae.